Molecule: messenger RNA, 915 nt
Organism: Aspergillus affinis
Lineage: Eukaryota; Fungi; Ascomycota; Eurotiomycetes; Eurotiales; Aspergillaceae
Product: NAD(P)-binding protein
Exons: 1
Coding region: 1-915 (304 amino acids)
Source: RefSeq, a predicted model, not a curated record
AUGGCGUCAUCCUUCGUCGCCAUUGCAGGCGCCACAGGUAUUCUUGGUCAGCAGGUUGCAAAGAAUUUGACACGCCGAGGGGUCCCAGUGAAAGCCCUUGUCCGUCCGCGGACAGACCACGCACGCACCCAGUCGCUUCAUGAUCGAAAAGUAUCCAUCGUGCCUGUCAAUUUCUCCGACGUCGCUGCUCUCACUCGCGAGCUUAACGGGGCAACCUGCGUUGUUUCCACACUCCAAGGCCUACGUGAUGUAAUCUACAAUGUGCAGACCAAUCUGCUUGACGCCGCCGUCGCCGCCAAAGUCCCUCGGUUCAUCCCAUCAGACUUCUCUCUCGACUUCACUAAAACAACUCCGGGUUCAAACCGCAAUCUGGAUCUGCGACGGGAGUUCCAUGCCCAACUCGAGCGCUCGGGCAUUGUCUGGACCAGCAUCCUAAAUGGCGGAUUCAUGGAUCUGCUGGGCGGUGACUCGCCGAUGAUCAAUCACAAGAAGGGGAAGGUCGUCUACGUCGGCAAGGCGACGCAGUCGCUAGAUCUAACCACUAUCCAAGAUACCGCGGCCUACACGGCUGCCGUGGCAGCGGAUCCCAAUCCCACUCCACGUUUCCUCCGCAUCGCGGGUGAUGUCGUCAGUGUUCAGGACAUUGCCGCCGCCCUGGAGGCAUUGGAGGGAAAGCAGUAUCAGCCGUCGUGGAUGGGGUCCGUGGGGUUCUUGGAGGUCAUGAUCCGAGUUCUCCGGGCGUUUGGCGGCGAAAACGACAUCUUUCCGUCCUGGCAGAGGAUGCAAUACAUGGCGAACAUGUUUUCGGGGGUGGCCAAACUAGAGCCGCUGGAUAACGAUAGAUACCCAGGUCUCCAGUGGACAAGGGUUGCUGAUUAUCUCCGGGAAGACAGAAUGCGGAGAUUAUCGAAGUAG